Messenger RNA from Brachypodium distachyon (stiff brome), 1635 nucleotides. Its product is annotated as glutathione S-transferase T3. Bases 1 to 1635 code for a protein of 544 amino acids. The record is from RefSeq and is a predicted model, not a curated record. The transcript has 3 exons. Lineage: Eukaryota; Viridiplantae; Streptophyta; Magnoliopsida; Poales; Poaceae.
AUGGAGCAGGCCGGCGACCUCCCCGCCCCGCCCGACCGCUCCUCCGUCCUCGUUGGUGCCCCUGCCGGUGUGCCCGUUGCCCCCCUGCCCCCAGCCGAGCCCGCAACAGGCGCCGCCCCCAAGCCAAAGGCCCAUCGACGGCUAGGGCUGGCGCUGCCGCCGGUCGGCGUCCCGCGGCCCCCCUCCGCCACUCUGACGACGGUCGGGCAUGGCUCCGCCGCCCCUCCCCUGCCGGCUGCGACCACAACAUCGAAGAAGCGGGUUCCCCGUGACCCGUCCGCGCCGGCGUCCAAGCGGCCGGCGAAGAAGGCACCGCCGGCCCCUCCUGCGGUCUCCCUGCCUCCUCAUCCUCCUCCUGCGGCCCUUGGCCCCGCUGCGCCCGCUCCUCCUCCCCCUCCGGUGGCACCUGCCGUGGCCGAGGUGUUCGAUGGAAUGCCUGAAAGUGUGGAUGAUGAAACUUUUUUGCACUAUACUAACAUGUUGGGAGAAGAUCCUCUAUCACAAGAAACUGAAUCUCAAGAAUUGCAAGAUCAAGAAAUGCAAGAGGAGGAGGGAUUUGUUGAUCCUACUCCACGAAGGGCGGUGAGAGGAGCAAACUUCACGGUGAAGGAGGAUGAGUUGUUGUGUAGAGCAUGGCAAACCAUCACUCUUGAUGCAAUCACCGGUGUUGAGCAACAAAGCAACACCUAUUGGGAACGUAUCCAUGAUCACCACAAGGACAACAACAAGGGGGGCUUGUACCGAUCACGAGUAUCACUCUCACAUAGAUGGCAAACUAUACAAGCGGAUUGCCAAAAGUGGGCAGCAUGUUUGGCACAAGUUGAACGCCUCAACCCAAGUGGUACAAAUGAGGUUGAUAAGGUACACAUUGCUCAAGAAUUGUACAAGGGGAAACCAAAGAAGAAAGGUGGAAAGCAAGGCAAGUCAUUUGGUUUGCACCAUUGUUGGGCAUUGCUCCAACAUGAUGAGAAGUGGAGGAAUUGGGGCGCCAAUGAAAUACCAAACAAGAAGAAGGCCAAUAGUUCGGUUGGAGAGACCGUGCAAGUUGACAUAGAUGACGAGAACUCAAGUGGUGAAGAUGAAAGGAGCCCCACUCCUUCUUCGGUUCCUAGGAAGAGGCCCGAUGGGAGAAAGAAAGAGAAGGAUAAGUUGAAGAAAGGAGAGGACAAUGUCUACAAGGAAUCAUUGGACAACAUGUUGAACAUAAGGAAAGACAUAGCCACUCAAAAGAAAGACUUGAAGACCAAAGAAUUGGAAGAGAAGAUGAUAGCCGAGGAGAGGAGGGUGGCGGCCGAGGAGAGGAGGAACGAGAUUGAGGAGGGGAAGGCAAAGAUUGACGCGAGGAGGAACGAGAUUGAGGAGGAGAAGGCGAAGAUUGACGCGAGGAGGGCCGCGGCUGAGGAGAGGAGGGCCGAGGCUAAGGAGAGGAAGGUGGCCUCCGAUGAUAUGAUGAAAAGGUUGGAACAAGAACACAAGAUUAUGUUCAUGGAUACAAGUGGUCUAGAUCCGAAGGCAAAAGCAUAUCAUGAACUCUUGAGUGAUCAAAUCUUGGUGUCGAGGACAAUGGGUGGGUUCAUUGGAAGCAUGGGUGGCAAUGGAGGCUUUAGUGGCAUGGGUGGCAAUGGUGCCAUUUGA